CAGUUCAUUCUGGUAAUUGCUUUUGCCAUGAGGGAGAUCAACAAGAACACUCACCUUUUACCCAAUAUGUCUCUUACAUUUAAACCACAGUACAUUUAUGAAGAUAUGGAAAAAGUGAAAACUACCUUUAGUUUACUUCACAGUUCAGAUUUGAAUGUCCCUAAUUACUUCUGCAACAAAAUGGAAUCACCAUUAGCAGUGCUGACAGGACCAAACUGGGAAACUUCUGCCAGAUUUGGAAUAUUUCUUCAGCUUUUCAGUUUUCCACAGAUUACCUUUGGUCCAUUUCAUCCUAUCCUGAGUGACCAGGAACAGUUUCCUUAUCUGUAUCAGAUGGCUCCCAAAGACACAUUUCUGGCCCAUGCCAUGGUCUCCUUGAUGUCUCAUUUCAGCUGGACCUGGGUGGGGCUGGUCAUCCUAGAUGAUGACCAAGGUAUUCAGUUUCUCUCAGACAUGAGAGAAGAGAUGCAAAGACAACAAGUCUGUUCAUCCUUUGUUAAUAUACUUCCAGUGAGCAUGCAUUUAUUCCUCACAAGUGCUGAAGUAUAUGAUAAGAGAAUUGUGACAUCCACGGCAAAUGUUGUUAUCAUUUAUGGUGACAUGAACUCGACUCUAGGUUUGAGCUUUAAAAGAUGGGAAUAUUUAGUUAUGGGAAGAAUCUGGGUCACCGUCUCACAAUGGGAUAUUAUGGGAAACCGUGAUUUCACUCAAGACUUACCCCAUCCGACCAUCACUUUUUCACAUCACCAUCGUGACAUUUCUGAUUUUAAAGAAUUUAUUUGGACAGUUAACACUUCCAAACACAUAGAAGAUGUUUUAAUGCCCAGAUUUGGGUGGAUGCAUUAUAACUGUGCUUCCUCAGCAUCCCACUGUAAAACACUGAAGAACUGUUCAUCCAAUGGCUCUUUGGAAUGGUUGCCAUGGCAUCAUUUUGACAUGGCUAUGAGUAGCUGGAGUUACAACCUAUACAAUGCAGUGUACGCUGUGGCACAAACCCUCCAUGAGAUGCUAGUUCAGGAAGUAGAGAUGCAGCAAGUUGUGUAUUGGAGAGGAGUGACAUUUUCCCACUUACAGGUGCUAAAAUUUAUAAAACACACCCAAUUUAUUAACUCUGUUGGAGACCCAGUGAAUAUUAAUCAGAAAGAAAAAUCAGAUGCAGAGUAUGAUAUUUGCAGUACUUGGGAAUUUCCACAAGGCAUUGGAAUUAAAGUAAAAAUUGGGCAAUUUUCCCCUCAUUUUCCACAUGGGCAACAAUUAUAUAUAUAUGAAGAUAUAAUAGAGUGGGCUACAGGAAGAAAACAGGUUCCCCUCUCUGUGUGCAGUGUUCCCUGCAGACCUGGAUUCAGGAAAUCCCCUCAGGAUGGAAAGGCAGACUGCUGUUUUGACUGCACUCCCUGUGCAGAGAAUGAGAUUUCCAAUGUGACAUAUACAGAUCAGUGUGUGAAGUGUUCCAGUGAUGAGUAUGCCAACACGGACCAAACUCAAUGCAUCCAAAAAAUUGUGACUUUUCUGGAUUAUGAAGACCCUUUGGGGAUGGCUCUGGCCUGCGCGGCCCUGUGCUUCUCAACACUCACAGCUCUAGUUCUUGGGAUCUUUGUGAAACACCAAGACACUCCUAUUGUGAGGGCCAAUAAUCACACUCUCAGCUACAUUCUUCUCAUCUCCCUGAUGUGCUGUUUCCUCUGUUCCCUGCUCUUCAUUGGACAUCCCAACACAGCCACCUGCAUCCUGCAACAGAUCACUUUUGGACUGGUUUUCACGGUGGCUGUGUCUGCUGUCUUCACAAAGACAGUUACUGUGGUCCUGGCCUUCAAGGCCACGGCUCCUGGGAGGAGGAUGAGGUGUUUGCUGGUAUCAGGGGCACCUAACUUCAUCAUUCCCAUCUGCUCCCUGAUCCAAAUUAUUCUCUGUACAGUCUGGCUGAGGAUAUCUCCUCCAUUUAUUGAUAGAGAUGCACAUUCUGAACAUGGACAAAUCACCAUUAUGUGCAAUAAGGGCUCAGCCACUGCCUUCUACUGUGUCUUGGGAUACCUGGGAUCUCUGGCCAUAGCAAGCUUCACUGUGGCUUUCUUGGCCAGAAACCUUCCUGACACAUUCAAUGAAGCCAAGUUCCUGACCUUCAGCAUGCUGGUGUUCUGCAGUGUGUGGGUCACCUUCCUUCCUGUCUACCACAGCACCAAGGGGAAGGCCAUGGCAGCUGUGGAGGUCUUCUCCAUCUUGGCCUCCAGUGCAGGGCUGCUAGGUUGCAUCUUUGCCCCCAAAUGCUUCAUUAUUUUGUUCAGACCAGAUAGAAAUUCUCUUCAAAAAUUUAUAUACAAAGCACAUACAUGA
Messenger RNA from Jaculus jaculus (lesser Egyptian jerboa), 2331 nucleotides. Its product is annotated as vomeronasal type-2 receptor 116-like. The coding region runs from base 28 to 2331 and encodes 767 amino acids. The record is from RefSeq and is a predicted model, not a curated record. Gene Ontology annotation, biological process: G protein-coupled receptor signaling pathway. Gene Ontology annotation, molecular function: G protein-coupled receptor activity. Lineage: Eukaryota; Metazoa; Chordata; Mammalia; Rodentia; Dipodidae. Gene Ontology annotation, cellular component: membrane. The transcript has 5 exons.